This is a messenger RNA of Rhopalosiphum maidis (corn leaf aphid), 3551 nucleotides long. Its product is annotated as scavenger receptor class B member 1-like. Gene Ontology annotation, molecular function: scavenger receptor activity. The record is from RefSeq and is a predicted model, not a curated record. The transcript is spliced from 10 exons. NCBI's taxonomy places the organism in Eukaryota, Metazoa, Arthropoda, Insecta, Hemiptera, Aphididae. The coding region runs from base 700 to 2448 and encodes 582 amino acids. Gene Ontology annotation, cellular component: membrane; cytoplasm.
GAGACGCACCGACGGACUGGCCGACGUCUCGUCGUCAUCGGGCAGCGCAACACCACGUUGUACACGCACGCGAUUCGUACGGCAUCCGGCAGCUACUGCAGUGUUUACACGCGCACGCGUCAGUCGACGUUUAGAUGAUCCCGGGACCAGUUAACUUGCCGAUAGACGCACGCGGGUCUAUUGACAAUUUUUUUCGUCUCCGAAAUUUUUACUUAGCGUUUCCACCGCACCCCCGCCGAAAAGAGUUUUCUCGAUUUUUCAUUUGAAUUUUUUUUCAUUCGCCGCGAGUUCGGCAUAUUAUUAUUAUUAACAAAAAUAUUCAACACUUAUACAUUCUACCGCUAUUUAUUGGAGGUGUAGAGGUAUAAUACCGCUGAAUAUAAUAUUUUUUUAAUAUAUCGGAGCGCGGCGCGGGCGCUCGUGUAACGCACGCCGCCGAGACGACGGAGAAGAUUUUUUUCGCGAUCAGCAUAGACAAUUUUUUCCGUUGACAACGCACUGCGGGAACCACGAAAUAUUUGCGAAAAUAAUUAUCGUAUGCGUAAUUAUUGUUAUUAUAUUAUACGAAAACUAUAGUCGACACUGCCGCCCACCGACGACGACAAAUUACCGUCGACCGUUCACGGAUAUACACCUGGACGACGUCGUACGCAUAUUAUAGACGAUUGUCAUAGCACCGAUUGUAUUGUACAACGCACGAUGGUCAUCAUGAAAAACCUAACGAUUUUUUUGAAACGUUUCCGACACGGUUUGAUAUCGUUGAUGCUGAUUGGCAUUUCCGCGCUUGUUCUGGGUACGCUAAUUGCCGUGUUCGAUCCAUUUCAAUUAAUACUCAAAUGGAAACUCGUAAUGAGCAAAGGUGAUGAAACGUUCGAGAUGUGGAAAACACCAGAAGUAGAUGUUUAUCUAAAAGUAUACAUAUUCAAUAUAACAAACCGUGAAGAUUUCUUGUCCGGGAGAGACGAAAAAUUGCGGUUUCAAGAAGUCGGCCCAUAUGUCUACAGGGAAAAUUCUGAACACAAAAACGUAACGUUUAACAAUAACGAUACGCUGACGAUGACGCCUGUAUUUCCGUUGACAUGGGUGCCGGAAAUGAAUACUGGUAGAGAAGACGACGUGUUGAUAUUACCAAACAUAGCCCUUCUGAGUUUUGCCAGUGUUAUGGCAGAGGCAUCUUUGAUUACCAGGAUGGGUGUCAAUCUACUUAUUCGCCAAACGAAAUCCAAACCAUUUAUCAGACAAACGGCUAAGGAGUUCAUGUUCGGUUAUGAGAGUGCAUUAGUGACUAUAGGCAACAAGUUUUUGCCGUCAUGGAUCGCGUUUGACAAGCUGGGCCUUAUAGACAGAAUGUAUGACUUUACCGGUGACAGCGCAACGAUAUACACUGGUGCAAGUGACGUGUCCAAGUCCGGAACCAUAGAAAACUACAACAGAAGACCGUAUUUGCCUCAAUGGCCAUCGUCGCCUUGCAACAAAGUGACAGGUGCUUCAGACGGUACCAAGUUUCCAUCAGAGUCAGACAAUGGCACAGAAAUGAUGUUCUUCAGGAAGUCUCUCUGCAGGGCAAUUCCGAUGGUGAAAGCGAGUGAGCAAAUGAUACAUGAUGGUCUGCCAGUGUACAAAUAUAUUUUCGAAAACGGAUCAUUGGACAACGGUGCUGACAACCCAAAAAAUAAAUGUUUUUGCCGUAAAAACAAAUGUUUGAAACCGGGACUGAUCGAUGUCACCGACUGUUAUUAUGGUUUUCCUAUCGCAUUAUCUUACCCUCAUUUUUACAAGUCCGAUCAAUCGUUAUUAGACGCCAUCGAUGGAAUGACUCCCGAUCAAACGAAACACGAAACCUAUUUUUUUAUCAACCCGCAAGCGGGUAUGCCCACACAACUGUACGUCAGAAUGCAAAUUAACAUUGCUCUAGGUGACAUAUCGGAUAUGGCAAACACGGAACAUUGCAGUAACUUAGUUAUACCAUUAGUUUGGACAGAGAUUGGAUUCGAAAAGCUGCCCGAUCACAUGCUGACCAAGUUCUUCGUGUACCUCCGGGUCGGCCCGGUCCUGUUCGUCGGGCUCAAGUACGCGCUGCUGGUCGGCGGCGUGGCGUUCGUCGCCCUCACCGUGAUCGCGUCGCUGUUCAUACCCAUCGACGACGAACUCAGGUACCACAGCUCGUCGGCGUGGCGCCGCGAGAGCCAGACGCUGACCGGCGGCCUGCAGCGGGACGCGACGCCCACGAUACGCGUGCCGAUACCGGUGGCCGCGGCCGCAGCGGCCGGCAAAGAGAUGAACACGUACUACAACUCGCUGUUGGACGGCGACGGCGCGGCCGCGGCCCGGCUCAACGACGACCUGUGCGGCCGGCUGGACGUGGUGCACGAGGUGAGGUCGCCCAGGGGCAGUUGCACCGAGUCCGAGUACGACGAAGACGACGAAAACGACCGGAUCGUAGUCUGACCGCGGCCGGACGGUAACGGAACGCGAAAGACGUUGUUAUAGUGUUUAUAACAAUUACGAUCUGCAGCAUUUUGUAAUAACAUCAUUAUAUAUUAUACACUAUUCACAGUUAUUAUAUUAAACGUAUACGCAAUAUAAUAUAUAAUAUAUCAUCAUCAUCAUCAUAAUCGAGCUGUACGAUAUGAUAUGUACAUAAUACUCGUGCAGUCGUGCGAAUAAUAUAUUAUUUAUGUAAUAAUAAUAAUAUUUAAUACGAACGCCAUUCGAAGGGGCAAAAUCAAAAAAAAAAAUUCAUAGUUUUUGUUCCGUUGCGUUUCGAAGUUUGCCAUUCCUCGUUUUUAAACCGUAAUAUAAUAUUCUGCAAUGUUUAUUCCGCAUACACGUAUAAUAAAUAUAAUGUAACAUGUAUUAUUAUACAAUAUUAUAUCGAUGCGAAAAUGUGAUAACCUAGGUCUAAGUUAUUAAAAUGUGAUUUUUAUAUUAUAUUUUGCCAUAAACUAUACGGUGUGUAUUAUGCACUUUUCGGUGUCGGCCUCCGUGCGAUCGGUAUGUAUAUUUUAUACAUAUAUAUAUAUAUAUAUACAUAUUAUUAUAAUUUAUAAUGAGUAAGUACGCGCGUUUGUGGUCAAUCUCCCCAUUAACUGCUCACAAUCACCGGAUAAAAAAUUAUACGGCCGUUUUUUGUUGUUGUUUUUUUCGUUUUUAAUGUUCCGUUGUGCCUACAAUUCGUUGUUUGGCGUUUCUCGGGAAGUUAUACGUACUACGUGUAAACCGGUAACGCCCACCUUAAAUUAAUUUUUUAUUAUUAUGCCCAAACAACAGUCGUAUACAUGCAAAUACCAUAACAUGAUAUGUCCAUCGAUCGGCUAUUAUCUUACUGCUGUCGUUCCCAUUCGACCUCAAAUAUAUACAGCACUACUGAUUUUAUUUCCCGGUAUAAUACGGAACAAUAAUUAUAUUGACCGCAAACGAAAAGUAUAUGUAUCGAUCGCAUUUGUCAAAAAGACCAUAAUUUUUUUAUUUAUAUAUAGUUAUAUAUUUGACAUUUGUUUUGUUUACAUAAAUGUGGAACAUUCGAUAUAUUAAUAUAUUAUAUUAUAUUU